AUGCGGCCGCUACAAGAAACAAGGUACCACCUCCUCUCCUCUCCUCCCCCCACCCAACAUUGCCUGCAAUUGCUAAAACCCAAGCGGCGGCUGGGAACAAUCAGGAAACUCUGGGAAUCUCUCUUCAAAGGCCAUUCCUCGAUUAGCUCUUUACGUACCGCUACUACAGACUCUAUAUAUAAAAAUAAUGGAAAUAGCGGUAGCACCGAAGGUCCAUGUGGGGUCGGGUUGAGGUCUGUUUGUUGGAAGUUGUUCUUGCUAUUUCCGGGAUUCAAGCCAGAAGCCUGGAGUAGGACUAUACGCUACGAGCGUGCGGCAUUCGAGGAGUUGAAAAAGGUACAUGUAUCACCGUUUGAGAAGGCGGCAGAUUUCGGCGAGGGGAUUGAUCCGCUGGCGGAAGUUGCGGAGAACCCCUGGGAGCAAUUUCGAAAAGACGAAUCGCUGCGGAAAGAGAUACUCCAGGAUAUCGAACGAUGCAUGCCGGAGAAUACGUACUUCCGCGACCCGACGAUACAGAAUUCCCUUCUAAAUAUUCUGUUCAUAUAUUGUAAACUGAAUGCGGACGUUAGCUAUCGACAGGGCAUGCAUGAGAUUGUGGCGAUAAUACUUUGGGUUGUUUCUUGCGAUGCCAUUUCCACAGCUGCCGGUACUGAGGGACAGGAGGAGGAAGGGAAGCCCGUCGCUGAUGAGAACAUCAUGGUUGAAUGUCUAGAUCAUCAAUUUAUCGAGCAUGACACUUUCUCACUAUUUCAAGUCGUCAUGCGCUCGGCGAAAGCUUGGUACGAAAUUGGUGAGGAAGCCCUAGAUUCUGUUAAGGGGAGAGGAAGAAAUGAGAAUAGGAAUAGCUCGCCGAUCGUGGAGAAGAGUAAAUACAUUCAUGAGCAUUUGCUCAUGGCGGUGGAUCCAGAGUUGGCUGAGCACUUGAAGGCGUUGGAUGUUCUGCCCCAGGUGUUUUUGAUACGAUGGAUUCGAUUACUGUUCGGUCGGGAGUUCCCCUUUGAAGAGCUUUUGGAAGUUUGGGAUGCGCUGUUUGCUGAGGAUCCGAAUCUUCAGCUUGUAGAUCAUAUCUGUGUUGCUAUGCUUUUGCGGGUCCGGUGGCAAUUGAUGGAGGCAGACUAUUCUACUGCUCUUACGCUGGUACUACGGUACCCUUCGCCAACAGCACCUGAUCUUCCGGCAACGUUUGUUGCUGAUGCUAUAUACCUCCGAGAUAAUCCUACGUUUGCCGGGGGGAAGCACAUUGUCGUCAAAUACUCUAAUCGUACACCUACCCCUCCUGCACAAAAGCAACGAGCCCCGAAGCUCUCACGGAAAAAUAGCCCGUUAACACCACCUGCGAGGUUUCUUCAAACUGGCCAGUUGGAGAGUAUUGUACAGGAUGUUGCUAAGAAUAUGCUUAGUCAAGGCGAAAGAUGGGGUGUUAAUCGUGCAGUCAGAGACGCUGUAGGGGAUAUAAAAAAGAACGUUCAGGGCCUUCAGCAAAGCCAACAUCAGCAAUGGGCAGCCCAAGAAUCGGCUAGAGAAGCUGAAUUGGUAAGGAGGAGUCGGGAGCUAAGUAAGAAGCUCAAAGCAGACGACGAUAGAAGAAAGAAACUAGAGAGGCUCCUCCAAUUGAGCAUCGAAGAGUUGGAAAAGAAUGGUUUGACUACGGAACAGAAGAAAGUAUCACUGGUAAGACUAAACCACGUUCGCGAGUGUCUAUUAGAUGGCACAAAAACAGUGGACUACACCGCCUCAGCAGCGCCUUUGCCAAAGAUACUUCCUAUCACAACCUCAGUUCCUACAACACCCCCUUCACCUGCCGCCAACCCCCCCCUCUCAGGACGCGCCCCCCCCUCAUCCAUAUGUACCAUACAUACCCCCACCUCCACCGUCUCCCAACCGACCCAAAAACCAAAAUCAGCCCCACCAUCACCACCCGGUUCCACCCCUCCCCCAAAGCCGCAAAAAGUGCCUACAUCCCCGCAGGGAAGCUUUGUCAAGACGUCUUUCAAAAGCAACUCCGACCCAGACUUCCUCACGCACCGACCUCGGGCGUCGCUGGCUCAGAGCAGCUUCGCUUGGAUGCUCGGAGACGACCCUGCAGCGAAAACGAAAACGGCGUUCGUGUCUGCCUCUGCCCGAAAGUCUGGGAAUGCCAAUUCUAAUCACGGAGGUGGCGGAGGUGGGGGAAGUGGCGGUGCAGCAGGGGCAGAUGGUGUGGGAAAUGGUGUUAGAGUUGACGCUACGUGGACUCCCGAUGUGGAUGAAGGAUUUGAUUUGGGGAGGCUGAGGAGGAAGAGGUAG
Messenger RNA from Tuber melanosporum (Perigord truffle), 2286 nucleotides. RefSeq lists its product as uncharacterized. The coding region runs from base 1 to 2286 and encodes 761 amino acids. The record is from RefSeq and is a predicted model, not a curated record. The transcript has 5 exons. Lineage: Eukaryota; Fungi; Ascomycota; Pezizomycetes; Pezizales; Tuberaceae. Gene Ontology annotation, molecular function: GTPase activator activity. Gene Ontology annotation, biological process: activation of GTPase activity.